Messenger RNA from Astyanax mexicanus (Mexican tetra), 2305 nucleotides. Its product is annotated as pancreatic secretory granule membrane major glycoprotein GP2-like. The coding region runs from base 1242 to 1925 and encodes 227 amino acids. The record is from RefSeq and is a predicted model, not a curated record. The transcript has 6 exons. NCBI's taxonomy places the organism in Eukaryota, Metazoa, Chordata, Actinopteri, Characiformes, Acestrorhamphidae.
AGCGUCUCUGUUCUACUCUCUCGGUACCUGAGUGAUGCGAGCAGCUGCUGAGAGUUUUUGUUUAUUCAAAUUCACAUAUACAUCUACACAAAUCCGCACAAACAAGUGUACCGAGCAUUUACAUAAAUCACACCUGUGAUUCACUCUGCCUCUGGGGACAUGUGCUAGGGAUCAUGGUGUAGUGAUCAUGGUAUAGUGAUCUGUUGAUAUGUUGAGUUAUGACUUUUAGUAUCUGUUGAUUAGGUUUUGAUGUGAUGAGUUGUUGUUAAAGUAGCUCACUAUUACUAGUAGUCUCCACUCUGCUGUUCAGCCUUAUUGGUGUUACUGGUUUGAGUAACUGGUAUAAAGCUUGUAAGAUCUGUAAACCAGUACAGGAGUUUAUAUGUUGUAAAUCAGAAGGUGUGUUUUUAGCAUUACAUACAAAAUCUCCUUUCUUAAGGCAGAAAUAAAGACUGGAAUCUUAGACAGAUGGGAAAAUUCUCACUGCAUUAGAAAUUAAUUCACAGCUGUAUUAGGAAAUCUAAAUCACUGUGUGAAUCUGAUUACUUGCUCUUGGACAAAUCCAGUUAAUAUUCAGUGCAUAAUAAUAAUCCUUAAUCGAAAAUUUCACCUUAAACUGCAGUGGAAUUCUGUCUGAUAACAGAGCGAGAGAAGACGUGUGUAACGUUUAACAAACACUAUUCACCUGAGUAUGUUACCUAUAUCUAAAUCUCUCUACAGUCCCCCGUAUCUGAAAAUAAUUAUAGCUGUUAUUAUUACUAAGCAUAUUAAGAAUACUUUACUAAGAAUAAGAAUACUUAUUAAUUAUAAUAUGAAAAUCUCAAACAAUUAGAGCUUUAUCAGUAAAGGAGCUACACCUGAUAUAAAUCAGCAAAAUCUCUACACAAGUCUGUAUAAGAACCAGGAAGAUCUGAACCUUUAAUACGAUUUAAUAAGAUUUAAUACAAUGUGCUUCUAGGAAUAGAGAACUUCAAAACAUUGAGCUUCAUAACCUGCAAUUUGGGAAAAAAAUAUUUUAAAAUAAACUGCAGUAAAUUAUAUCAAUCCUAAAAGCACACCUUUGAAUAAUGAGCAGCUGCUGUUUGCAUAAAGCUGCUCUAUUGGACAGAAAAACACAAACAGCUCAGAGGAGACCAAUCCCACAGUCUGAAAGUGUCUGAACUUCAGAAUCUCAGAGUCUCAGACUGACGACAGAGCUGUAACUCAUCUCUACAGAACCAUUUCUUGUCCAGUCAGACAGUAUGACAUCACUUCUCUCCCCUGCUCUGCUAAUAACCAUCAUCUCAAUGAUUUCACUGAGUUUUGUGAUUUCUGACCCGUGUUAUAACUACACUGUGCUGGAUGAUCCGUGGAGAUCCACCAACGUCUCCAGUUCUUUGACCCGAAUGUGUGAUCAGUCAGUGAAGUGGUCCGGGUGGUACCGCCUCAUGCUUCUGGGUCAGGACGUCCGGAUGCCGGAGUCGUGUGUCGGUAUUAAUUUAUGCGGUACUGAUGCUCCACUGUGGCUCAGCGGGAUUCACCCGGAGCUGCUGGAUGGAAUCGUCACUCGCGAGGUCUGUGGAAACUGGAACUCCGACUGCUGCCACUUCAAAUCCACCCCGAUCCGAGUGAAAGCGUGUCCCGGUGUUUAUUACGUCUAUGAGUUCGUCAGUCCGUCGUCCUGCUAUUUAACGUACUGCGCAGAUAUUUCUACAGCAAAACCAGCAGUAAACUUUCCAGCUCCUAUUAAGCAUCUUGCUGGACUCAGGAUGAGACUUUCCUCUGCUAAUGAUGUUACGCAAUUGCCCAACAGAGAUAUAUUUGUGAGUCAGUUUAAAGACGGACUGGUGGGAAAAGGUCUGCCCAGAAAUAUAACAGUUCAGCUGAAGGACAUUUCAACAGAGAAGAAGAUCCUUCCACCCAAACACAGUUCUGGAACCUGUUAAACCUUCUUCCUCCGAUUCCUUACAUCAGUCUUUUUAUGCAUUAUGAGAUAAUUUGUAUUUCUAUCUGAAUAAAGCAGUAGCAUUAUGCAGCAGAUCAGCUUUACCUCCUUAACACUUUAAAACUCUGUCUAAAUUAAAGUGAUCAGUGAAGAGAAGCUGCAGUUAAACUCUUUUACUGAUUUACAUCACAGAACAUCAUCAUCUUAACUACACUAAACAUCAUUAAACAUCACAUCUACGGUAGGAUUCUGAUUAAGCUGUGAUUCUGCAGGGUUUCUCAUUCUUUUCUUCAGGGUUUGGUUACAGAAACUUUGAGAAAGUAAAGCUCUUACUGUGGAUCUGCUGAGAAAACUCUAAUAAAUCAGAUCAAGUCCAAUUAA